AUGGAAACCGAGUAUUCUAAAAGGGCCUAUCAAGGGGUUAGGGUCAAGCACACAGUGAAAGAUUUACUGGCAGAGAAACGACAAAGACAAACAAAUGGACCAAGAUAUAGUGUGAGUACUCAAAGAACAUCCAGUCAAUCGUCAUUUGUCCAAAUGCCAGGGUCUCACAUGAUCCCUGGCUACUACAGCAUGAGGCGACCCUUCAUCUCUGACUCGGACUUCUCCCCCAAGCAGUUUUCAGCCGAUGUCUACUCCUCAUCCCUUGGGGGCAAGCCUCUGGGUUGUGAUUCAUCGGCCAUGUCGGGAUACUCCUCCUUCAAAGACAGCUACUACCAGGAAACGUUCGGAGACUACCGCAGUUCAGCCUUCACCACCGGAGGGAGCUCCAUCUUCCCCAGCUCCGCCCUGUCCAGUCUGCUACCAUCUUUCUCUGGAGAGUCCCCCCACUUCCUCCUGAGAGAUUCAUGGGAGCAGUCAGUGGCAGACCCAGUGACCCAGGGAGAGGGCUUGUGUGCAGACGGCCUGACCUCUGUUCCAGUCUCCCUGCCCAGCCCCGACCCUCCUGGGAGCCCCUCACAGUACCGCUGCUCCACCCGUAGCUCCUCCAUGGCAUCGGCACAGCCCUAUGCCCUUCACCCUCUGGAAGAAGUACACUAUCACACCUCUUACCCUGCUGCCUCCACUUUCACAUGUCCUUCCUAUAUGACUGUCUCCAACGACCUAGCCUCCAAGAUGGCCCCUCUAGCUAAUGAGGACUCUGACAGUACCCUCACCACACAUAGUGACACGCACUCGUGGGUGAAAGAAGAUGUCGGAAGCUCUUGGUCACCAUAUGAGAUUCGGAGGACUUAUUAA
This is a messenger RNA of Salvelinus namaycush (lake trout), 855 nucleotides long. RefSeq lists its product as uncharacterized. The transcript has 5 exons. The record is from RefSeq and is a predicted model, not a curated record. Bases 1 to 855 code for a protein of 284 amino acids. Lineage: Eukaryota; Metazoa; Chordata; Actinopteri; Salmoniformes; Salmonidae. Gene Ontology annotation, molecular function: POU domain binding; DNA binding.